This is a messenger RNA of Piliocolobus tephrosceles (Ugandan red Colobus), 2154 nucleotides long. It is a transcript of the gene ABTB1, whose product is annotated as ankyrin repeat and BTB domain containing 1. The transcript has 12 exons. The record is from RefSeq and is a predicted model, not a curated record. Gene Ontology annotation, cellular component: ubiquitin ligase complex; cytoplasm. The coding region runs from base 690 to 1700 and encodes 336 amino acids. Lineage: Eukaryota; Metazoa; Chordata; Mammalia; Primates; Cercopithecidae. Gene Ontology annotation, molecular function: protein binding.
GUGCGGGAGGUGGGGCGCCCUCGGAACGCCUCGGGACCUGGGACGUGCGGCUGGACGGCCGCGGAGAGAGGCGGGCGCCUCGGCCGGGUCACAAGCCUUCGGAGCGCCCCCGCGGGGCUAGCCACCUAGACCCCGCCGCCGUCCCCCAGCGGAAGCGCACUGGGGCAGGGACACUGAUGGCCAUUGACCCCCGGAGGGCUUCCUGGAAGAAGGGACUGCUCCACGGAGGCCCGAAGGCGCAGAAGUGGGCGGAGAGAAAGGCGGGCCACUGUUAGCCCUGGUAGGGCCCGGACGUCAUACCCCCGGGCGCGGGCCGCAGGUACCUGCUGGAGCAGCGAGACGUGGAGGUGAAUGUGCGGGACAAGUGGGACAGCACCCCCUUGUACUAUGCCUGCUUGUGUGGGCACGAGGAGCUGGUACUCUAUCUUCUGGCCAAUGGAGCCCGCUGUGAGGCCAACACCUUCGAUGGUGAGCGCUGCCUCUAUGGGGCACUGAGUGACCCCAUCCGCCGGGCUCUACGUGAUUACAAGCAGGUCACGGCUUCCUGCAGGAGGCGGGAUUACUAUGAUGACUUCUUGCAGCGGCUUCUGGAGCAGGGCAUCCACAGUGAUGUGGUCUUUGUAGUACACGGAAAGCCAUUCCGGGUGCAUCGCUGCAUCCUGGGUGCACGCAGUGCCUACUUUGCUAACAUGCUGGACACCAAAUGGAAGGGCAAGAGUGUCGUGGUUCUCAGGCACCCACUGAUCAACCCCGUGGCUUUUGGGGCCCUGCUGCAGUAUCUGUACACAGGCCGCCUGGACGUCGGCGUAGAGCAUGUGAGUGACUGUGAGCGCCUGGCCAAGCAGUGCCAGCUGUGGGACCUGCUCAGCGACCUGGAGGCCAAGUGCGAGAAGGUGUCUGAGUUUGUGGUGUCUAAGCCAGGCACGUGCGUGAAGGUGCUGACCAUCGAGCCCCCGCCUGCAGACCCCCGCCUCCGGGAGGACAUGGCGCUGCUGGCUGACUGUGCCCUGCCCCCCGAGCUCCGAGGUGAUCUUUGGGAGCUGCCCUUCCCUUGUCCUGAUGGCUUCAACAGCUGCCCUGACGUCUGCUUCCGAGUGGCCGGCUGCAGCUUCCUCUGCCACAAGGCCUUCUUCUGUGGCCGCAGUGACUACUUCCGGGCCCUGCUGGAUGACCACUUCCGAGAGAGCGAGGAGCCGGAGACCUCAGGGGGCCCCCCCGCCAUCACCCUGCACGGCAUCUCACCCGACGUCUUCACCCACGUGCUCUACUACGUGUACAGCGACCACACUGAGCUGUCCCCUGAGGCGGCCUAUGACGUGCUGAGCAUCGCCGACAUGUACCUACUGCCAGGCCUGAAGAGGCUGUGUGGCCGCAGCCUGGCCCAGGUGCUAGAUGAGGACAGUGUGGUGGGUGUGUGGCGCGUGGCCAAGCUCUUCCGCCUGGCGCGGCUUGAGGACCAGUGCACUGAGUACAUGGCCAAGGUCAUUGAAAAGCUGGUGGAGCGGGAAGACUUCGUGGAGGCGGUGAAAGAGGAGGCAGCGGCUGUGGCGGCCCGGCAGGAGACAGACUCCAUCCCACUGGUGGACGACAUCCGCUUCCAUGUGGCCAGCACGGUGCAGACCUACAGUGCCAUAGAGGAGGCGCAGCAGCGACUGCGGGCACUCGAGGACCUGCUCGUGUCCAUUGGCCUGGACUGUUGAGCCCCUGGCUGGGCAGCCCCAGGGGCCAGGAGCUCCCUUGGAGACAAGCAUGUGUGUGUGUUUGUGUGCAGCUCUUCUUCCUGCUCCCUGCACGUUGAGGGCUUCAUGGUGGGUGCAGUGGGCUCAGUGGGGCUUCUCUUCCCUCCAUGAGCCUGGAGACCCCAGGGGAGGAUGCAUUUGGGAUGAGCCCCCUCCCCCCAAUGCACAAGCCAGCCCCCAAGAUCCUGGGGGUGGGCACCACUCAGGGAAACCUGGGGUGGGGGUGGGCUUUGGUCUUAGCACUUUCCUUCCCCAGAUCCCCCUCCCCACACCACCCAGUCCCAAAUCCAGUCUUGUAGCCCUCACCCAGCCCUGGAUUGCUUCUCUAAGCCGGUGUUCCCAUGCACAGGGCCAUUCAGGAAGGGCUGGGGGAGUGUGUGUGGCAAUAAAGCUUGAAGGCAUUGUGGGAGCGUGA